AUGCAAUCUGAUGAUUUUUGUGAUUUAUUCGAAGAAAGAUAUUUAAAUUGGAUUUCAUUUUAUACUAUUUCUUGGGUACAAGCGUCGUUAAAUAUUUUACAUUCCUUUAUCAGUGAAGAUAUCUGGUACAAAACUCCAGAUAAUACCAAUGUGGCUGAAUCAUGCCAUGCAAAUGAUAAAUCAGCUAAAAAGUAUGGUAAAAUAAAUUUCAUUACAUGUCAAACUCAAGAUCAAUAUGGUAUUAGAAAAACCGGGAAAGAUCUUGGGGUUGCAACGCGAGAAAAGCAAGCAAUACAUAGAUCCAUAAAAAGAAAUUGUUCUAAUAAGAAAGUCACCCAAACUUCAACAUCAUCAAUUGUUAAUGAUGAUCUUGAAAAAGAAAAACAAAUGAUUUCUUUGAGAGAGAAAAAAUUUGAACUAGAAGAGAAAGAGCUGAAACUUGAGAAGGAAAGGUUGGAAAUCCUUAAAUUAAAGCGAGAAUUAGGAGUUACGGAUAGGCAAUUAGAACUGAUCUAUUUACCUUUUACAAAAGGCUUUGAUGAUUGUUUAGCAAUAGACACUUAA
This is a messenger RNA of Rhizophagus irregularis DAOM 181602=DAOM 197198, 564 nucleotides long. NCBI's taxonomy places the organism in Eukaryota, Fungi, Glomeromycota, Glomeromycetes, Glomerales, Glomeraceae. The record is from RefSeq and is a predicted model, not a curated record.